UAACACGGGGAGGGUCCUGCCGCUGCUCCCCCUCCUCCCCCUGCCCUGUGCUUUGACUAUCCCUCUGCACCUGGCCCCUUUGCCGAUCCAUCGCCAGACCCACCUCUGCCAUGCUGCAAAUCCACCCAAAAUAAAACAAAUUAUAACAUUAACUUAAGCACCAUUCCUGGACUGAUCUGGAAGAGCCAUUGGAUUAUAUGGGCCGGACCAUGGAAUAAUUCAACCGGGAUUGGGGAAUUUUUGGGGGGGAAUAUAGCGGAUGCCAAUUGGAAUAACUGAAGGUGCUAGACCCCAGUGUUCUACAUGAGGAGGAUUUGGCCAUAUUUGCAAAGACUAUAACAUAAAGUAUUGGACCAUGGUUGAAGGAGCCCGAGCGGCGGCCUCCACAGCCAAUGGGUCAAACGGUGCGUCCCGGAGCCCAGCCCGGGGCACGGCCCCAGGCGCAGCCCCCACACUGCGCUCGCGGGCCAUCGGGCUGCUGCAGACCCUGUGCCUCUCUGUGGAGCUCGUGGUGGCCCUGGCUGCCCUGCUCUCCUGGAUCACCGUGGGAGUGGUCAUGUUCGACUUUGUGGAAUACAAAACUGUACCCGACAUUCAACAAAUAGUUAGUGACCCCGUCCAAGCAGUAAACGAUGCUGUGGAUGAAGUAACAAGUCUCUUUAAUAAAUUCCAAGAAUGUGCGCCUGACUUAAGUGACCCGAUGGCUGCAGCCACAUAUGCAGCCGAGGAAGUAGCACACGCCAAAGAUGGAUUUGUACAAUAUUUCUCAGAUGAGGAGGGAAUCUUCUAUCUGAGUUACGUGGACCCUGUGGUGAUUGGACGAAGAGCGUUCCACACUGCAGAUGAGUUCAUGAGUGAGGUGGGGGGCUCUGUCCAGGAGACGCUGUGUGCGGUGGUGGACUACAUAGUGGACACAGUACUGGACAUACACAAAGGAAAAGUGGACAUAAGUUAUUUAGAUCCGGUGGUGAUAGGCCGAGGAGCCUUCACUGCGACUAAUGACUUCAUGUCUGAUAUCACGGGCAACAUCCAGGGGGCGCUCUGUUCCAUCGUAGACUCCCUUCUGGAUGUGACCAAAGGAACAACGGACAUUAGCUUUAUGGACCCUGUAGUGAUUGGGCGGAGUGUGUUCAGUGUUACCAAUGACAGUGUGGCUGGAGUGGUGGGCUACAUUCAAGAUAAGCUAUGUUUCGUAAUAGACUGCAUUCUGGACGUCACUAAAGGAAGCACUGACAUGAGCUUUAUAGAUCCUGUGGUCAUUGGAAGAAAUGCCUUCACAGUCACCAAUGAGUUUGUGAGUGGAAUCACAACAUACAUCCAGGGUGUGCUCUGUUCUCUUCUGGAUAUUAUUCUGGACACUGUUGGAGGUGUGAUGGAAGCUGUGGGAUUCAGUCCUUUGUCAGUUCUAAAGACAACAACAGACGUCACCAAAGAACAAAUGAGCACGCUCAGCGACUACAUCUCCACAACCUUCAUGGGUGAACAAGGGAUCCUGUCUGAGGUCUCUGUGGAGCCCAUGAAGGCGGUUGAAGAGGCUGUGUUGGAAGCUUCUGAAACCAAAGACGCUUUUGUGGCUUAUAUGUCCAGCAUGUUUGUUGGCGAGCAAGUGGAGGAAAAGAAGGAAGACGUUCCCUCUGGUGAGAAGGACCGGCCAGCAGACAUUAUGGACGAGCCUCUAGAAAAGCAGGAAAAAAUAACCAUUGAAGAAGAUAAGGAGGAAGAUGAGGAGGAAGAGGAAAUAACUACCAAAGAAGAGGAGGAGGAGGCGCAGGAGGAGGAGGAGGAGGAGGAGGAAGAAGAAGAAGAGGAAAUUACCACCAAAGAAGAGGAGGAGGAGGAGGAAGAGGAGGAAGAAGAAGAGGAAAUUACCACCAAAGAAGAGGAAGAGGAGGAAGAAGAAGAGGAAAUUACCACCAAAGAAGAGGUGGAGGAGGAGGAAGAGGAGGAGGAGGAGGAGAAGGAGGAGGAAAUAAUCACCAAAGAGGAGGAGGAGGAGGAGGAGGAAGAGGAAAUAACAGCGAAAGAAGAGCAGGAGGAGGAAGAGGAGGAAACAACUAUUGAAGAAGUGGAGGAGGAAGAAGAAGAAAUAACUACCAAAGAUGAUGAGGAGGAAGAGUUGGAGGAGAAAAUAACAUCUGAAGAGGAGGAGGAGAAGGAAAUUGAACCUGCCAUCACUCCUGAAGACUUGGAGGAGGAAGAGGCUGUUGUGAAAGCUGAUAUAGUAGAAACAUCAUCUGUGGAGGAAGAGGAUGAAGAGGAGGAAGCCGAGGCUGCAUCUGUGGAGGAGGAGGAAGAGGAGGAGGAAGAGGAGGAGGAAGAGGAGGAGAAAGAGGAGGCUGCACCUGAGGAGGAAGAGGAGGAGAAGGAGGAACCAGAGGCAGUAAAGGUUGACAUUGUUGAACUGUCACUAGUGGAGGAGGAGGAGGAGGAGGAGGAGGAAGAAGAGGAGGCCAUGAAGGUUGAAACUGCAGAGCCACCAGCUGCCGAGGAGGAGGAGGAAGAGGAGGAAGAACAGGGCGCUGAAGAGGAGCAGGUGACAGUGACCGUUGACAAAGUGGAACCAUUACCUGCUGAGGAGGAGGAAGAAGAGGAGGAGGCUGAGAAAGCUGACACAGAGAAGCCUUUAUCUGUUGAAAAAGAGGAAGAGGGUGAGGAAGAGGAGGAGGAAGGGGAACCAUCACGUGCAGAGAAGGAGGAGGAAGAUGAAGAGGCAGUUAAGGUUGACACUGUGAAGCCAUCACCUGCAGAGGAGGAGGAAGAGGAGAAGGGUGAAGAAGAGGCAGUAAAGAUCGAGGCUGUGGAACUACCCUCUGCUGAGGAGGAAGAGGAGGAGGAACCAUCUGGUGAACCUGCAGUGGAACAUGUAUCAGCUGUGAAGCCAUUGAACAUCAGUGACCAGGUGAAAGAGGAGGAGGAAGAGGCAGCUCCAGUCCUGGUAGCUGUAGAGCAGGAGGACUUCUCAGACACUGUGGACGACCACGAUGAAAACAACAACAACAGCGAGAAGCUUAAGACUGAACCAGGGAGGAAGAGGAGGCUGCACAUCCUCUCCCACAGGCGAAGAAGAGACGCUCGCAAGGAGAAACCUGUGGAGGGGAAACCUGGCAAGGAUGAAGAGGUUUCCAAAGACCAACCCGAAUCUAAAAAAUCGUUGCUGAAAAAGAAGAAAGCCUCUGAAAAGAAGAAAGAAGCUAAGGCAAAGGAGACCAUAUCCCUUAAAUUAGAAAAAGAUAAGAAACCAUACAAAAUGAAACUAGCCAAAAAGGAGAAGGAACAUCUGAAGGAGACUCCCCCAACUCCUGAGGAACCCAAAGAAGAACCUCUUAAGGAAACCAAAGUCAAAGAGGAGGAAAAACCGCCAAAAGAAAAACAAGUAAAGGAGGACAAGAGGCCUUUUAGAAAAAUCAUAGAUAUAAGGAGUCUUUUGAAACAGAAGGAACAACCCAAAGAGGAGAAAGAGAAAAAGAAGCCUUCUAAAAUAAAGGAGGUCGAAAUUCAUAAAGAAGAGAAGCCAGACAAGAAGGAACCAGCUGAAACAAAAAUGGUUAAGAAAGCUGUCACAGAAGAGGAGGAAAAGGAGCUUCCAAAAGAGCCUGAACAACAAAAAGAGAAAAUCCUGGUAAAGGAACCCUCAAAAGACAAAAGGGAGAGAAAAAUGGAUCUAAAAGAAGACAAAUUAGUUAGCAAAGUGAAAAAAGAAAAGGCUGAUGAGAAAGAAGACAAAGUUCCUAAAGAUAAGACCAAAGAAACAAAAGAACCCAAGAGACUUCCAAAAGAGGACAAGAAAAAAGAAAGGGUAAAGGAACCUCAAAAAGAUAAGAAACAACUCAAAGAAAGGAAAGACAAAGUAGAGUCUCUCAUCAAAGAAAAGGAGAAGAAACCCACUGAAAAAGAACCAAAAGAGGUUACGAAAUCCAAAGAUCCUAAACAAGAGAAAAAGGAACCAAAGGAAAGUCCCAAAGAGUUUAAAAAUAUAACCGCUCCUACAGCAGAUGUGGUGGAGAAAGCACCAGAAGUGAAGGAGGAAGAAUCUCUCAAAGUGGCAAAGAUGGAAAUGAGGAAACCUAAAGAGACGAAAGAAGCAAAGGAGCCUCCUAAGGUUGUCAAGAAGCUUCCCAAAGAUGUAAAAGAACCUCCUAAAAAGGAAACAAAGACCACCAAACUCUCCAAAAAGAAGGCUGAGAAGGAACAUGACAAGCUUCCUAAGACAAAGGAGCCAUCGGUGGAUGAGAAGAAGAAAGAGAAGAAAGAAUCCAAGGAGCCUCCAAAGGUAAAAGAACUUGACAAGAAGCCUCCUAAAGAAGAAAUACAUCCUCCCACAAAAGAGAUGAAGAAACCCAAAGAAAAGAAAGAGAAGGAUAUCAAAGUAUCCAAAGAAGAAAAACCAAAGGAGAAAGAAUCCAAGGAGCCUCCAAAGGUAAAAGAACUUGACAAAAAGCCUCCUAAAGAAGAAAUACAUCCUCCCACAAAAGAGAUGAAGAAACCCAAAGAAAAGAAAGAGAAGGAUAUCAAAGUAUCCAAAGAAGAAAAACCAAAGGAGAAAGAAUCCAAGGAGCCUCCAAAGGUAAAAGAACUUGACAAAAAGCCUCCUAAAGUAGAAAUACAUCCUUCCACAAAAGAGAUGAAGAAACCCAAAGAAAAGAAAGAGGAGGAUAUCAAAGUAUCCAAAGAUGAAAAACCAAAGGAGAAAGAAUUCAAGAAGCCUCCAAAGGUAAAAGAACUUGACAAGAAGCCUCCUAAAGAAGAAAUACAUCCUUCCACAAAAGAGAUGAAGAAACCCAAAGAAAAGAAAGAGAAGGAUAUCAAAGUAUCCAAAGAAGAAAAACCAAAGGAGAAAGAAUCCAAGGAGCCUCCAAAGGUAAAAGAACUUGACAAAAAGCCUCCUAAAGAAGAAAUACAUCCUCCCACAAAAGAGAUGAAGAAACCCAAAGAAAAGAAAGAGAAGGAUAUCAAAGUAUCCAAAGAAGAAAAACCAAAGCAGAAAGAAUCCAAGGAGCCUCCAAAGGUAAAAGAACUUGACAAAAAGCCUCCUAAAGUAGAAAUACAUCCUUCCACAAAAGAGAUGAAGAAACCCAAAGAAAAGAAAGAGGAGGAUAUCAAAGUAUCCAAAGAUGAAAAACCAAAGGAGAAAGAAUUCAAGAAGCCUCCAAAGGUAAAAGAACUUGACAAAAAGCCUCCUAAAGAAGAAAUACAUCCUCCCACAAAAGAGAUGAAGAAAUCCAAAGAAAAGAAAGAGAAGGAUUUCAAAGUAUCCAAAGAUGAAAAACCAAAGGCGAAGCCUAAAAAAGAACCCACAAUGGAGACUAUUGAAGAAACAAAGGCUCCAAAAGAGAAGAAAGAAACCAAGGAACCAAGGAAACCCAAGAGAGAGGUGACGGAGGAACUUCCCAAAGACAUCAAACUGGUCAAGAAGGACCGUGAUGAAAAGAUCAAAGCAAAGGAAGAGGCUCCUAAAGCUGUCUCCAAAGAACCCAAAGAAAAGAAACAGGAAAAGGAGAAACAGGAGAAGGAGAAGACAAAAGUUAAGGAACCUUCUAAAGUUGAGAAAGAAGAAGUUCCAAGACCCAAAGAAAAGGGACUUCACAGACAUAAGAAGAUGGAUGAGGAGAAACCCAAAGAGAAAAAAGUUGAGGAUCAUCCCAAAGUUCAAAAGGAACAACCUCUUAAAAAUGUUACAGAGGAAACAAAGAAACCUCAAGAAAAGAAAGUCCUUCUAAAAGAAAAGACACUGAAAAAGGAGAGGAAAGAAACCAAGGAACCUGCAAAGAAACCCAAGAGAGAGGUUAAGGAAGAACUUCCCAAAGACAUCAAACUAGUCAAGAAGGAGCCUGAAGAAAAGAUCAAAGCAAAGGAAGAGGCUCCUAAAGCUGUCUCCAAAGAACCCAAAGAAAAGAAACAUGAAAAGGAGAAACCCAAGGAGAAGAAAAAAGUUGAGGAACCCUCUAAAGCUGAGAAAGAAGAAGUUCUGAAACCCAAAGAAAAGAAGGCACUUCACAGACAUAAAAAGAUAUUUGAGGAGAAACUCAAACCUGAAAAGAAACAACUUCUUAAAAAUGUCACUGAGGAAACAAAGAAACCUAAAGAAAAGAAACUCCUUAUAAAAGAGGAGAAAUUGGAAAUGAAGAAAUCCACAGAGGAAAAAGUAACCAAGGAAGAGCCUUCAAAAGAUGUUAAAGAACCCAAGAAACCCAAGGAGAAGAAAGAAUCUCAAAUAGAAGCUGAAAAACCUCUUAAAGUUGUAAAAGCAGAACCUUCUAAAGAUGUCAAAGAAGAAGCCAAGAAACCCAAAGAAAAGAAGGAGGUGAAAGUUUCUGAAGACAAGAAAGACAAGGAACCUUCCAAAGAUAAAAAAGACGAAACAAAGAAACCCAAAGAAAAGAAAAAGGUUGAAGAACCUUCAAAAGAUGAAAAGAAACCUGGCAAAGAAGAGAAAGAAAAGAAACCAAAAGAUGACAAAGAAGUAAAGAAAGUUUCAAAAGAUUUAAAAGAACCAAAACGUCCAAAAGAUGUAGAUAUUCCCAAAGACAAAAAGGUGGAAAAAAAGGAACCCACUAAAGAAAAGAAGGAGGACAAGAAACACAAAGAGAAAAAAGUUCCCAAAGAACCUUCUAAAGAGGAGAAGAAAAAAGUCAAGGACAUUACACUUCCCAAAGAUGAACUGAAGGAGAAAGUGGUGAAGAAACAACCAAGAGAAAAGAGGGAAAAGGAACCAACCAAAGACAAAAAGGUAAUCCCAACAGAAAUAAAAGAGGUGCCCAAAGAAAAGAAAGAGAAAAAAGAAGUAAAGAUCAUCCCACCUGUAGAAGAAAAAGAGAAGAAGGCUCCCAAAGAAAAAGUAAAAGAACCAAAAGAAGACAAACUACCUAAAGAAAAGAAAGUUCUAUCUCCCAAAGAACAGAAAGAGGUGAAGAAACCUACCAAAGAAAGGGUGAAGAAAGAAGACAAGGAGCCGACUAAAGAUGUUCCUCGACACAGGAUGAUUCGUAGGAUGAAGAUAGUCAAGAAGGAGGUUGCAUCCGUUGUGAAGAAGGAACAUCUUAAUGUUACAAAAACAGAGGUCAAAGCUCCCAAAGACAAAGUAAAAGCAGUCCCUGUGAAGCCUGAACCUGUUUCCAAAAAGGCCAAGCCAGUCCCAGUAGUUAAAGAAACUGAAGCUCCUGCCAAAAAUGUGUCUCUUGCAAAAGAAAAAGUUAAGAUGCAGCCCAUGAAGAAAGUGUUGGUGAGACCAAAAGAGAAAAUCAGACUUGUACCCAGACAAAAAGAAGCUGAAAUCAAACCUGUGCCCAUCAGAGAAGUGCUAAAGGGAGAGCCCAGGCCUGUCCGAAUGCGGAAAGAAGUGGAGGCUCUUAAAGAGAAGGAAAGAGCCCCAGUAAAGAAAGAUCGUGUGAAACGCCUAUUAGCUGAUCUGAGAAGAGAAAAACUACUAGAGAAAAAGAAGUCCAAGGAAGAGAAAGAAGAAAAGCCUCUGAAAGACAAAGCAGAGCCAAAAGCUCCUAAAGAAGAACCCAAAGCUCCAGCUGUAGAGAGCAUCACAGUAGACGAAGAGCUGCCCUACUUCCAGUGCUUCUUUGUGGACGAGGACGAGGCCCAGUUCCCGUUCUACUCCUUCUCCCCACUGGUGUUCUGAGCAGCCCAGGGGACGUCCUGUCAUGUGACUGGGGCUGUGGCGGAGGGACUGUGGGUCUGGAGCUCUGAGCUGCCUCUGCCUCAUCUGUUUGGUGGAGCUGUCUCUCACACAUACAGACAAUGUUGUUCCGUCACUGUUUGACUUGUCACAAAUGAGGUGCUUUUAUCUAUAUGGAACCAGUGCAGUUUGUCACAUUAGUACAUUAUUAAAAACUAGUGCACUAGUGUGACGCACAGGACAGACUUGAGUAUUUGAUUACUACUUGAAAAGUAUGUGUAUACCACCUUUCUAUUUCCAUAUCAUGUUUUUUUUUAUUUUAUUUUAUUUUUUAUUUUCAGCACUCAUUUGUACCUAUUUGUUUCCAAGGGAACAGCCAUGCGUUGUAUUUGAGAGCUCCCAAACAUACCUGACGAGUCUUAUGAGUGUGCACCCUCUGGCCUUUGGGACGGACAGAGCUGUGCUGUGCUGCUGUGGUGCUCAGCUGAAGCAUUCACUACAUGAUGUUUUAUUGAGUCACUUAGAAACAUGUGGCAAACAGCCACCUCUGCUCUGCAUUCUAAUGUGGCUCUUUGUGCAGCCUGACACUGACACAAUGUGUGUCCAGAGCUGCUACAAACACAGUCAAAGCACCAGAGCUGGAUCACAACAGUAAUAUUUAUUAGUGUAUAAAAAGACUAUUAGGAAAUGAUGCAACUAUAUGGACCAAUAUGAGCGGGCACGUCCUAGUCCCAGUUCGUCCAAUAGUAUGUAACAAAUAUGCAACUAAAUAGACUUUUGACAAAGUCACAUGAGUCAGUAUUAGACUCAUUCAAACACACAAUUCUCAGUGAACUGGCCUCUAUUAUGUUAAUGCAAACAUGAUUUCUCAUAAUUUAACAGUGCACUCAUAGUGCAUACUGUACAUUUUAUUUUUGUAUUUGAAAUUAUUUUUAUUUUCUCAAUGCGAGUGUUGUGUUUAAUAUUUAUUGAGGACCUAUGUGCAAUAGACUGCUGCAGACUUUUAUUUAAGCAGUUAUUGUGAGUUCCAUUAGUAGAGAUAGGUCUGUUGGGGAAUUGAUCAAAUCCAUAAGAAUAUAGGCGUCUGUUAUUUCACAGGACAGAACCACUGCUGCACAGAGCAGGCACAUACCAUAAUGCUCUCUAUGGUUUAUGACCUAGGGGAAUCAGACUACUAUAUUUUAGCCUAUCAGAUUAUUUCUGCUGUUUUAGCUGCACAGCUUGGGGUGUUGUAUAAGUAGUGAACUUUAGAUUAAUAAUUAGUAUUAUUGUGUAACUGGCCCUCAUAUCUCGCAUUUGUAAGUAAAUCAAAUGGAAUCAAAUGGACUACUGAUAACAGGAGCAGGUCAAAGUGAAUGUUAUAAACCACAGUGUAACAGGGUAUGUGAGCAGAGCACAGUCUGUUUGAGUGCAUGCAUGACGUCUUUAAAUGUCACAAUUUUGUUCAUAUUCAAUGUCUGCUCUAAAAUUACUCUUCAACUGGGAUGUUGCACUCAAAUUAUUCAAAUUAUCAAAUUAUUUGGUGAAUACCUGCCAUGUUCAAAUUCUAUUAAAUGAGAAAUGUGCAUGUU
Periophthalmus magnuspinnatus is the source of this 9195-nucleotide messenger RNA. RefSeq names its product trichohyalin. The transcript has 25 exons. The coding region runs from base 356 to 7627 and encodes 2423 amino acids. NCBI's taxonomy places the organism in Eukaryota, Metazoa, Chordata, Actinopteri, Gobiiformes, Gobiidae. The record is from RefSeq and is a predicted model, not a curated record.